AUGGGAGUCCAAUCCAAGGAAGUGAUCCCGCCAUGGGGGCUGGCAGUUGCUGGUGCAAGUGGUGCCGUUCUCGCGAACGCUCUGGUAUAUCCGCUGGACAUAGUCAAGACGCGUCUUCAAGUCCAAGUGAAGAGGAAGCCCGAGGAAGUAGCAACAACUACCAACGAUCGACAUUACGACGGCGCCCUGCAUGCAAUCGGCUGUAUCAUUGAGGAUGAGGGCCUGGCCGGUCUCUACUCUGGCAUGUUCGGUUCGCUCCUUGGAGUUGCAAGCGCCAAUUUCGCCUACUUCUACUGGUACUCUGUUGUCCGAACUCUGUAUAUCUCACGACGCGCCGUUCCCGGACCGCCAUCCACAGCUAUCGAGCUCAGCUUAGGUGCAGUCGCUGGAGCAUUGGCACAGCUGUUCACCAUCCCGAUUGCAGUUGUUACCACGAGACAACAGACACAGCCCAAGGGAGACAAGAAGGGCAUGUUGGAAACAGCAAGAGAGGUCAUCAACAGUGAAGAUGGGUGGACAGGCUUGUGGAGAGGCAUGAAGGCGAGCUUGGUCCUCGUUGUGAACCCGGCCAUUACAUACGGUGCAUACCAAAGACUCAAGGAUGUUAUCUACCCAGGCAAAGCCAGCCUCAGACCUCACGAGGCAUUUUUGCUCGGCGCAAUGUCCAAGUCACUAGCAACCAUCGUUACCCAGCCGCUCAUUGUUGCAAAGGUUGGUCUGCAAUCCAGACCGCCGCCCGCCAGAAUGGGCAAGCCCUUUGGUUCUUUCCUCGAAGUGAUGAAGUACAUUAUCGACAACGAAGGUCCCUUGGGACUCUUCAAGGGCAUUGGCCCUCAGAUCCUGAAAGGUCUGCUGGUACAGGGACUUCUGAUGAUGACAAAAGAGAGAUUGGAACUCAUGUUCGUUCUUCUUUUCAGAUACGUGCGCAAGCUCAGAGCAGAGAAGCUACAGAAGGUUGCAGAGUACGCAGCAGAGAAGGCGAAGAAAGUCGCUCCUGUCAUGAUCAAGUAG
Aureobasidium namibiae CBS 147.97 is the source of this 1011-nucleotide messenger RNA. RefSeq names its product mitochondrial carrier. The record is from RefSeq and is a predicted model, not a curated record. Gene Ontology annotation, biological process: transmembrane transport. Lineage: Eukaryota; Fungi; Ascomycota; Dothideomycetes; Dothideales; Saccotheciaceae. Bases 1 to 1011 code for a protein of 336 amino acids. The transcript is spliced from 3 exons.